GUUUAAAAAUAUUGUUUACAGGAUCCAAACAUUAGAGAUAUAUUUUCAUAUUAUUCAUGAAUUUAUCACAAAAAUUUAUUUGAUAAUUCAAUGAGAAGCUUUUUUUCAUUUUGUUAAUUUUAAAGCUCGCUCACCACUGUUAUCCUUCUCAUUAUUUUGUAAAAGUAAAUUCAGAUGGCAUUGAAUAAAAUCUUUCUGCUUUCAUGGAUCACGUUUCACUUUUUUGGUUUGAGGUUAUCUUGUUGAAGUCAGUGUUAGAAUUAAACUGUAAAAAAUAAAUUUUGCCUUAAAAAAUUAAUACGGUAGUUUCCUAGUUUAGUUUUGUUCUAAUAAAUUUUAGUACUUAAGUAUAUCUCACCAAAUCUUAUGAGAUGAGUAAAAUUACAAAUGAACAAAUAGAUAAAAUUGGUCAAGUAUUGAAUGAUCAACAAAGACCACUAAAAGAAAGAUUUCGAGCUCUUUUCACUUUAAAAAAUAUUGGUGGAGAUCAAAGUAUAACUUGGAUUAGCAAAUGUUUUGAGGACCCUUCAGCUUUAUUAAAACAUGAACUAGCCUAUUGUUUGGGACAGAUGCAGGAUGUAAAUGCUAUACCAAUUUUGAUGAGUGUUUUGAAAAAUCAUCAACAAGAACCAAUGGUUCGCCAUGAGGCAGCUGAGGCGCUUGGUGCCAUAGGAAAUGAGAGUGUAUUAUCUGUAUUAGAAGAAUUCAAACAUGACCCAACCAUAGAAGUGGCGGAAACGUGUCAGCUCGCCUUGGCAAGGCUGGGUUGGUUGAAAAACAAUUCCUGUACAGGGAAGAAAAGCAUCUAUUAUUCCGUUGACCCUGCACCACCAUCCGAAGAAAAAGAUGUGGAAAGUUUGAAAAAUAUGCUUCUCGAUGACAGAGCCACCCUUUUCGAUCGCUAUAAAGCCAUGUUUGCACUCAGAGAUUUGAAGACCGAGAAUAGCAUCAAUGCUCUUUCUGAAGGUCUGAGCGUGGGAAGUGCGCUAUUUCGCCACGAGGUUGCGUUUGUGCUCGGACAGCUUCAAGAGGAAUGCAGCGUUCCCGCUCUAAUCAAGGCCCUCGAGGACAAAUCGCAGAAUGAAAUGGUGCGACAUGAGUGUGCUGAGGCGCUUGGAGCCAUUGCCACUGAUGACUGCCUCAAAGUUCUACAAAAAUAUCUCAAUGAUGACAAACGGGUUGUCAAAGAAAGCUGUGAAAUCGCUCUAGAUAUGUGUGACUAUGAAAAUAGCCCCGAAUUUCAAUAUGCUAAUACAUUGUUGGAGGUUUCAUGAUAAAACCGUUAUUGUUAAAAGUUCAAUAAACUCAUUAACAAUAAGGA
Messenger RNA from Nilaparvata lugens (brown planthopper), 1321 nucleotides. It is a transcript of the gene nero, whose product is annotated as deoxyhypusine hydroxylase. The coding region runs from base 372 to 1274 and encodes 300 amino acids. The transcript is spliced from 3 exons. Lineage: Eukaryota; Metazoa; Arthropoda; Insecta; Hemiptera; Delphacidae. The record is from RefSeq and is a predicted model, not a curated record. Gene Ontology annotation, biological process: peptidyl-hypusine biosynthetic process. Gene Ontology annotation, molecular function: deoxyhypusine monooxygenase activity.